Messenger RNA from Histoplasma mississippiense, 2298 nucleotides. RefSeq lists its product with no specific name. Lineage: Eukaryota; Fungi; Ascomycota; Eurotiomycetes; Onygenales; Ajellomycetaceae. The transcript is spliced from 2 exons. The coding region runs from base 1 to 2298 and encodes 765 amino acids. The record is from RefSeq and is a predicted model, not a curated record.
AUGCCUGGCUCGGACGACGGCUCUGAUAUCUAUUCCGAAGAUGAUUCCCGCUCAGAUCAGACAGACACCGCCUCUCUGGUUGGUCGUGGCGUUCCCGACGACAUCACCAGUCUUGAAGGCAGGGAUGACGACGAUAGCGAGGUGGAUAGUGUGGACGUGCGAAGCUGUUACUCUGAGACAUCACUCCCCCCAUUCCCACCCCACAUGAGAGAACAAAGUCUGGAGAACAGCGACACCACUAUCAAAGCUCCCUAUCAGUUGGGUUCAGACCCUAUCGAGUUUGUCGAGCCGGACAACUGGUCUGAAAGGGAAACAGUCGAACUGAAACAUACCAUCAAAGUAUUGAAUGCAGCUGAGAUCCCCGCAUUCCUGCGUACCCGUUCCCACGACCUGGGCGAUGGCCAUCUAUCUGUCACUGUCCAGCAGACAGUGGCUAAGCGUGGUCUUGACCUUGCCAAGCCAUUCCGUGCUCUCUACAUCGGCGACUCAGAUUUCAAGCAUAUCGUCCUUGAUAAAUUGGGGGAUGUUCUCGUUGCAGGCUCCGAAGAUGGCUUUGAUAAUGGCGAAUCAGGGAACGCUUCUCGUUUUCACGUCGUCCCAGCAUCCUUUGGCACCGGCGCUAGUCCGAACUAUGCAGAACUUCUGCCAAUUCAUGUUCAACUUGUCGUCGAUGAAUGCCUGUCGGCAACGGCACAGAGUAAACAAAGCAAAAUUAGCAUUACGCUAAAUAAUCAAACCCUUUGCAGUUCAGCUUGGACUGGAUCGGGCUACGAAAUACAAUCCUCUACUCCUUGGACUCUUCCAGACUUGGCUAUCUUCUUUAUAGCCCAAGAUGACAAUCUUGGAAGCCGCAAGAUUCGUUCUCUGUGUCAUACCUUCAUGAAGCGCCACGGGGUGCCAUCUAUAGUCAUCUCCGAGAAUCCUAUGUGGGCCAAGCAGAAUCCAAUUGUUCCGCUGGACGAUCAAAAUUUACAUAUCUGUCUGGAGUCCCGGCGGAAGGGAACGGGUGAGUCACAAGUACUCGGCAGGUUCCCAAUUGAUUUGAAAACCUUCGAAAGUAUUGCCCCUGGACAGCUAAAUCGGCAUAUCGCAUCCCUUUCGAGCCUUUGUUCGUCGAAAACUAUUCCCAAAGCGACUAAGGCACCAGAUAAGACGACUGGAAAUCCCAAUCAAGUUCGAGACUGGAGACUCUGGGUAGAUAUCAAACCAUUGUCGGACGGUUCUCAUCAGCUCAUUUUAUUCGGCACACCGUACAACAUCGGUACAAUUAGGAACGCAUUUUUCUCCUUUGGGAUCCUAGCCUCUGGGUUUUUGGUGAUCGCGGUGAUUUCUGCUCUCAUGCAUACCUUUAUUCUAUUGAUCAUGAACCUCUCCUCUCGAGCUCUCACCCUAUCUAUGCCCCCUCCCCACGCUGGACCGGCCUCGACAACGGCUUAUUUGCCUCCCAUCACAACUACGGCAAGUACCGCAAAAACAACAUCGCUGAUGCCUCUCUCCGCACGAGACCUGAUCUCUUCCGACUGUGCGCUGGAAGAUUCACUCCACUUAGAUACCUAUAUCUCGAAAAUUACCAGCGGCACGGAGGAGCCUGGUAAUGGACGUGAUAAAGUCCAAGUCCAUGUUAUUGGUGACUGCCACAUCAUUAUAAAACUUCCGGCUCGCCUCGCAUCACGCCGAAAAUCUUUCAAGUUCGAUGUAAGGGUAACCAGAGACGCCCUUCAUAUUCCGUUUGACCAGACGCGCAUGUUUGACGGAGUAUACAAGCUGCGUCUCCCCAGAGAAGACGCAUAUGGCCUUCUGAACAUUUCCAUCAUUACGAAAUCAAAACCGAUGAUCGAACAGGUUACGGAGAUUGACUUCGGAACUCCCUGGCUUAAGAUCGCUAACUGGAAAAGGGCCGCCCAGAAACUUUCUGCCAAGCUCAGAAGGGAUCUCAACCUGGCCUCUGUAGGGCUUUCAGACGCAUACAACCGAAUGUCCGCAGAUUUGCAAGAAGUGAGCGACAUUCUACGCGUGGAAACCGAAUCGGUAGGUCGGGCCUCGUUGCAGCGGGCAAUGAAAGCCACGAGCUCGAUGCUGGCCAAGUCGAAACAGUUUUCCGACGAGAUCGCACGACGCACACAGGAUAGAAUGCUGGCAUCCACAACCUUACUUCGUGAGAAACUGUCGACUGUGAACACGGAUGUUGUGCAAUUGGCCAAUGAUGGUUUGUGUGCAAUAGAGAAGGAGGCGAGGAGACUAUUCCAGAAUCCCGCAUCUGCGUACGACUUCAACAUUGCCCGGGCAUCUCACAGAUAA